Molecule: messenger RNA, 2294 nt
Organism: Ylistrum balloti
Lineage: Eukaryota; Metazoa; Mollusca; Bivalvia; Pectinida; Pectinidae
Product: protein DGCR6-like
Exons: 4
Coding region: 265-876 (203 amino acids)
Source: RefSeq, a predicted model, not a curated record
UUUGUGGUAAUUCGCUAAAACAAAAACAAACGAAGUGAAUUUUUAAAGUUCAUGCCUACUUUGACCGAAAUGGCUCUCAUUUUGGCGUUUGUUCACCAACAUUGUAAAUUAUUAUAUGUGGAUAAUGAAUAAUAACAAGCUUCAAAUAUUAUGGAAGUUCGGUGGUAGAUUCUAGGCUACUAAAUCAAUUCAACCAGAUAAAUUAAAGCGGGACUCAUUUAGUGAUUAUGCCAUCAAUGACUGUUAAAUAAGGACUGAUGAAGGAUGUCGGACACAAGUAAUCUUGAUCCUGCUGCCCUUACUUCGAGGAAGGAUGAGAUUGCUCGCAGGGAGCUUCAACAAAAGCGACACUACUUUUUACAGAAGGAGCUUCAGAACAUGGCCAGAGAGCUCCCUGGAAAGUACCAACAGCGGAUGCCGUACAAUCUCCUGUCAAGUUUAGCUAAUGUCUUACUUGAUGACACCAUGUUUGAGAUAGUUCGGAGUCUUCAGGAGGUGCAACAACUGGAAGAGCGACAUCUGUCCAGUCAACGCAUCAAACUUGUCAAUGACCAUAAAGCACAGCGACAUGACCUUCAGAAAAAGCACAAAGAGAUGCUGCAGUCAUGUCAGACAAAACCUCACAACCUUCCAAUAGUGGAGAGUACCAUUGAGAGGGAGAAAAUUACACUUGAACGGCGCUGUGAAGAAGAGUUGAAGAAGCGAGAUAUGAAGAUCAUUCUUGAUCUGGACCAGAAGGUCAUGGAUCAGCAGGUGAUGCUGGAGCGAGCUGGUGUUCCUGGAUUCUUCGUCACCAAUAAAAAACAAGAUAUCCAGCUUCAGAUGUAUCUGCUGGAGUUCAUACAGAGACUCAGUCAUAUGGAUAUUCCCUCGUGACAUUUGUCACGUGAACUAAUACAGUCAUAAAGAUGUCACCUCAAUCUUAAUGGAUAAUUAGUUUGUAAAACAUCACCCUAAUCUUGAUGGUGACUUUGUCAUUCAAUUCAAACAUCAACAGGAUCUUUAUUACAAAGAUCUGGUUAUUUACAAGGUCAUUCCGAUUCUGUUAUUCAGUGAUUUAGUCAAUUGACAUUCACCGUCACUAGAUACAACAGGAAUCAUAUUUGGUCCAUGCUAUCAUCUACUUCACUGUUUAUGUAGACACCAAAGUAAAGCGUACUGAGAAGUGGCUGAAUAGAAUAUUUUGGAGACAUUCAGAUGGAUAUACUGUGACUUUAGCCGAAUGUGCAAUAGCCAGAUGUGAAAUUGUCAGGGACCCAAUAUUUCAUGAAUUUGAAUCUGAAAGUGAUUGUUUACUCAUUAAAGCACUGGUUAAGAAAAUGAAAUCCUUGUUUUCCUUUGGCAUAUGUCUUCCUGACUGUCAUUUUGGAAAAUAUCUGAUCUGAAUUGAAGUAAAUGAAAACAUGUUUACAUGUAAGAUACAUGUAUAUAUCAACUUGUGGUUGUUACCUCCUGUGAUAUUUCCACGGUUACAAAUGUCAUUAUCACGAUUAACAUUACACUUAGACUUUGUUUAUUGUAAAUGAACAUCAAGGAUACCCGUGUACUAUAUAAAGUGCCAAAUACCAAGAACUGCGGCAUCGUGGCUUCCUGUACAGAAUUUAAAUUUUGGAUUGUGUACUCAAAUGGAAAUAAUGGAACAGUAUGAUAGAUAUAUAUAUAAAUCAUGUAAUUGUUUCAGCAAAAUUAGAUGAAAAUUAUCAAUUGAAUGAAAUUUCUAAUUACAGUUAAACAGACUAAAUGUCUAUGUUUGUUAAAGAAUGGACUUGUUAAUUAAUGAACAGAUUUUCAGAUAUAUCCCAGGGUCCUGCUCUAACUAUUGAAAUGAUUUAUAACAUGGAUAUAUUCUUGAUCAAUUUGAUUUGGAUUUAAUUGAAAUAGAAGUAUCCACAUAGAUUGUUACCAUAACAAUAUACAAUAAAAAAAUAGUGAUAUGAUUAAUUAAUGGUCUCGGACUGAUAAUUGGUAUGUUAUUGCAAUUGUUUAACAUCUUAAUUCAGUAUAGUGCUUCAUGGGUAUUUCUUUAUCUUAAUGUAUGCAAAUUUCACAUGCAGAUUACAAGGUACGUUUUGUAAAAGGAUAAUGAGGAGGAUUUUUAAUAUCACUUCAAUGUUAUAUUAUAAUCUUAUGUUGUCCAUAUGUUUGUUCUAUAACAUGUAUACAAACAUCAUCAGAACGUUUGUAUGUUGAAUGUAAGGGAUAAGAUAUAAAUUGCCAGGAUUAGGUACAUGGUGAUUUGUCUCAGUUGUACUACUCUGAAAUGUAUGCUGCAUGUAUUAUGAAAAAAAAAUGUG